Molecule: messenger RNA, 1842 nt
Organism: Cyclospora cayetanensis
Lineage: Eukaryota; Apicomplexa; Conoidasida; Eucoccidiorida; Eimeriidae
Exons: 8
Source: RefSeq, a predicted model, not a curated record
AUGUGGCCAGGGAUUGAAUUGUGUGGCUUUGGGCCGAACGUCUCUGCCUCUGCUGCGGUGCCUCAUAAAGCGCACGGAAGAGCUCCUCCCGUUCUUCUCCUUCCCCCUUUUGACUCUGCAGCUCAACUCGCUCACUCGCCUCCUCCAGAUCAACUCUCGCGUGCUGCUGCAGCAGCAAGUGCAGCAGCGCCAUCGCGAGCGGCAGCACAGGACUUUGCAGCGCGAGCCUCAGCAGGUGCAAGAAGCAGAAUCGCAGAUCAACAUGCACAAUCUUUCGCAGCUCUGGACGUUGCCGCCGCAGCAGCAGCGGCCAGCAGCACUGCAUCCAGGGCUCGCCUUCGCGAUCUUCUUCACGACCAUAUUCUUGCUGCCCAGGAGGCUUAUGACGCCUCGCUCAAACAGUACAUGCGGCCUCAAGAUGGCGCAGCGGAGAAACCGGAGAAGCAGCGAUCCUUUCCCCUGAGCGAGGUAACUGCACCCUCUCCGCAGGGCGACGCUGAAGAAAGGCAUCCUCGAGACACAUACCCGAACCUUCCUCCGGUGAAGCCGCACGAGCUGAAGAAUGUUGUGAAUGCACUCAAUUCGUUUGCACGGCUCGCGCACUUGGGGUUCGUGUCGCUCCGGGACGUUUCCUCUGAAGCGUCCGCGGCUGCUGCAGUUGCCGCCGCAGCAGCUGCGGCCGCAGCAGAUCAGAUGGUCCCCACCAUAGACGCUGCUGCAUGCACCUACGGCAGCUCCGAGCAACAACACGCACAGCGGCAGCAACACGGCGCUGAAGCAGCGACAGCAGAAGCAGCAGCAGCAGCUUCUGGGGAGAAGGAUGAGCUACAGCGGUGGCAGACCAGCAGGGCACGCCUCAGCAGCGUGGUGGAGUGUACUGGCAGUUUCCGCAUGCGGGGCGUUGAGAUGGGCCCUGCAGAUCGGCGUAGCAGCAGCAGCAUCUACGGGCUGUUUCACAGGGCAAUACUGCUUUUGGUGCAGGAGCAGCACCACCUUGAUCCGCAGUCACUUAGCAACGCCGUCAAUGCCUUCGCAAAAGCCAGGCUCCAAGGGCACGCGCGCUAUGUCGCGCAGCUUAUCCCCCGCAUGAUAGAAGUGGCCCCAGGCUUCAACUGGCAGCAUGUCAGCAUGACCCUCAAUGGACUUGCCUGUGGGCUUCUUUAGCGGUGGCCUGUACAGACAAAUGGUUGUAGCCUGAUGUGCAUACGCCUCAGGAAAAUCGCUGCCUCUAACUGGGUGCCUGCACAGCUUCCAGAACUGACAACUCAGGGACUCACGAACAUCCUCUUCUCACUGGUGGUCCUAGACUGCGUGUACGAGUGCAGCUUUCCACUUAUGCAGCAGCAGCAGGGCAUCUGGCAGCAACUGCUGCAGGCUGCAUGCAGGCGCAAGGAUUUAAAGCUCGAGGCAAUGACGAUGCUGAAGGUGUCUGCGAUGUCUGUUUUCGGAGUGUACGGGGACCCUGCGGCGGCCGCAGCGGUGGCAGCAGCAGAAGCAGCAGCGGCAGCAGCCCUACAACCAAACAGCACCAGCAAGGGACGCAACGUCUAUAACCGUCUGUACGACAGCAACGGAAACUUUUUGCUGCAUGCCCUGCAGCAACAGCAAAGGCAUCUUGAGCGCCAGGGGGGUCAUCGUGGUCGCACUUCCAUCGCGAAGCACGUCAUGCAGCUGAACGGAGCAGCAGUGCCGGCAGCCAUCGCCGCACUGCUAACGACGAGAACUUUGAUGUUCUAUCCAGGAAAACCUUCAGGCAUGCACCUGCAAGUUGCGGCUACGCUGAGGAGCAUGGGACUGCACGCACAGCAUGAGGUUAUUCUGGGCGCCUGUGCCGGCGCGUGA